This is a messenger RNA of Nothoprocta perdicaria, 3468 nucleotides long. RefSeq names its product cullin 5 (gene CUL5). Gene Ontology annotation, cellular component: Cul5-RING ubiquitin ligase complex; SCF ubiquitin ligase complex. The record is from RefSeq and is a predicted model, not a curated record. Gene Ontology annotation, biological process: protein ubiquitination; SCF-dependent proteasomal ubiquitin-dependent protein catabolic process. The coding region runs from base 34 to 2313 and encodes 759 amino acids. Gene Ontology annotation, molecular function: ubiquitin protein ligase binding. Lineage: Eukaryota; Metazoa; Chordata; Aves; Tinamiformes; Tinamidae. The transcript has 18 exons.
GGUUCACUUCAGUUUGAAGACAAAUGGGAUUUCAUGCGCCCUAUUGUCCUGAAGCUGCUCCGUCAGGAAUCUGUCACAAAACAGCAGUGGUUCGAUCUGUUUUCAGAUGUACAUGCAGUUUGCCUAUGGGAUGAUAAAGGUCCCGCAAAGAUCCAUCAGGCUCUGAAGGAAGACAUCCUGGAUUUUAUUAAGCAAGCACAAGCACGAGUGCUGAGCCACCAGGACGAUACGGCCCUGCUCAAGGCCUACAUAGUGGAGUGGCGCAAGUUCUUCACGCAGUGCGAUAUUCUGCCCAAGCCCUUUUGCCAGUUAGAGAUCACCCUCAUGGGCAAGCAGGGCAGCAACAAGAAAUCUAAUGUGGARGACAGUAUUGUCCGCAAGCUCAUGCUGGAUACAUGGAAUGAAUCCAUAUUUUCAAAUAUAAAAAACAGACUUCAGGACAGUGCAAUGAAGUUAGUUCAUGCUGAAAGACUAGGAGAAGCUUUCGACUCUCAACUUGUUAUUGGAGUUCGAGAAUCCUAUGUUAACCUUUGUUCUAAUCCUGAAGAUAAACUUCAGAUUUAUCGGGAUAACUUUGAAAAGGCAUAUUUGGAUUCAACAGAGAGAUUUUAUAGAACACAGGCUCCUUCUUAUUUACAACAAAAUGGUGUACAGAAUUAUAUGAAAUAUGCAGAUGCUAAACUAAAAGAAGAAGAGAAAAGGGCACUACGGUAUUUAGAAACGAGGCGUGAAUGUAACUCUGUAGAAGCACUAAUGGAGUGCUGCGUCAAUGCCCUGGUGACAUCUUUUAAAGAGACUAUUUUAGCUGAAUGCCAAGGCAUGAUCAAGCGAAAUGAAACAGAAAAAUUACAUUUAAUGUUUUCAUUGAUGGAUAAAGUUCCCAAUGGAAUAGAGCCCAUGUUAAAAGACUUGGAAGAACAUAUUGUUAGUGCGGGACUUGCAGAUAUGGUAGCAGCUGCUGAAACUAUUACUACUGAUUCUGAGAAAUACGUAGAACAACUGCUUACGUUAUUUAAUCGAUUUAGUAAGUUGGUUAAAGAAGCUUUUCAAGAUGAUCCCAGAUUUCUUACUGCAAGAGAUAAGGCAUACAAAGCAGUUGUGAAUGAUGCUACAAUAUUUAAACUUGAAUUGCCACUGAAGCAGAAGGGUGUUGGACUGAAAACACAGCCUGAGUCCAAAUGCCCUGAGCUCCUUGCUAAUUACUGUGAUAUGUUGCUAAGAAAAACACCACUAAGCAAAAAACUGACCUCUGAAGAAAUUGAAGCAAAACUUAAAGAAGUGCUUUUGGUACUUAAAUAUGUACAGAAUAAGGAUGUUUUCAUGCGGUAUCACAAAGCUCACUUAACAAGACGUCUGAUAUUGGAUAUAUCAGCUGAUAGUGAAAUUGAGGAGAACAUGGUGGAAUGGCUCAGAGAAGUAGGUAUGCCAGCAGACUACGUAAAUAAGUUGGCUAGAAUGUUCCAGGAUAUCAAAGUAUCUGAAGACUUGAACCAGGCCUUCAAAGAAAUGCACAAAAACAAUAAACUUGCUUUGCCAGCUGACUCUGUGAAUAUUAAAAUUUUAAACGCUGGGGCCUGGUCUCGAAGUUCUGAAAAAGUCUUUGUCUCACUGCCCACGGAAUUAGAAGAUCUCAUCCCAGAAGUUGAGGAGUUUUAUAAAAAGAAUCAUAGUGGUAGAAAACUGCACUGGCAUCACCUCAUGUCCAACGGAAUUAUAACUUUUAAGAACGAAGUUGGCCAGUAUGACUUGGAGGUAACAACAUUUCAGCUGGCUGUGUUGUUUGCAUGGAACCAAAGACCCAGAGAGAAGAUUAGCUUUGAAAAUCUUAAACUGGCAACUGAGCUCCCUGACGCAGAACUUAGGAGGACUUUAUGGUCUCUUGUAGCAUUUCCAAAGCUGAAACGUCAGGUUUUAUUGUAUGAACCUCAAGUCAAUUCACCCAAAGACUUUACAGAAGGAACCCUCUUCUCGGUGAACCAGGAGUUCAGUUUAAUAAAAAAUGCUAAAGUUCAGAAAAGGGGCAAGAUAAAUUUGAUCGGUCGCUUGCAACUUACGACGGAGAGGAUGCGAGAAGAGGAGAACGAAGGAAUAGUCCAGCUAAGAAUAUUGCGAACCCAGGAGGCUAUCAUCCAAAUAAUGAAAAUGCGGAAGAAAAUUACUAAUGCCCAGCUUCAGACUGAACUGGUAGAAAUAUUGAAAAACAUGUUCUUGCCACAAAAGAAAAUGAUAAAAGAGCAAAUUGAAUGGCUUAUAGAGCACAAAUAUAUCAGAAGAGAUGAGUCGGAUAUCAACACCUUCAUAUAUAUGGCAUAAUCUGAGGACUCCGAGAUGCUGAGAACACCAGUGGAAGGGUGCUUGGACAGAGAGCUGCAACAGUGAAUGCUGCAGAAGGACUCGCUUUGACUUUCGUUACGUAUAAAAUCCCUGCCUUACCUUAAAGAGGACUCURUUUUGCCAAUCUCGUUCAGCUAGCAUGAUGGCAUUCCCUUCAUGUUGCACACUUCUAACAGCAUGCUGUUUUGUGGGAAACUUGCAUUCAUGAAGAGCCCAUUGUGAACUUUUUAAAGUAGGUUUGAUUUACACCCACCAGGAAGAAUACAGGUUUGGGUUUUUAGAUGACCAGUACUUGCACAAGGAAAAAAAAUACUCAAAUAUUCAUGCACUGAGGAACUGCUAUUAGUUUUGUUUUUGUUUUGUUUUUUUAAUGCAAUUAGAACUAGAAGUAGCACUUUCACUUUGUGUUUUGGAUCAACAGAGUAACAUACUGUCCACCUUUGAUCCUUUUUACAUAAUAACAUUUGAGAGACACGUACAUAUGCCUCACAAUUGAUAUGUAUUUGUUACAGUUAAAACCUCUUGGCUAGAGCAGUGCUUCAAUCUAGUAACUGGAUUUUAAUAAUUGACAUGCAAGUGACAUGAAAGUAAUUCCAACUGGUGAGUGAUACUUUUCCUUAAGCAGGAGAUCAUAGUUCUUUAUAUUGUUUGCUGAAAACAAAUGGAUAUACAUUAUUUCUUAUUUGGGCAAAUGAUUUGCUACAAUCUUUUUGAAGAGAUGAAGCAUUUUUUUGAAUGAUACUUCACUCAAAAAAAAAAAAACCCAGGUUUUUGUGGGUGGGUCUGUUAUAGUGAACAGAAAUAUUAAGCGUAUUUCUGUGUACAUUUAAUAUUUGUAUUCCAGAUAUUUAAGUAUGACUACAAAAAUCUGAAUGCAUUAAAGAGUCAUUGAUGCACAACUCUCCCAGAAAGAAAGUAAUACCUGAAGAUUUCUGUAUUAAUUCCUCUUGGGUAACUUUAUAUAUACUGGUGAGGUUAAUCAGAUUGGACUGUUCAUUUGCCAGAAAGUUAACAUCUUUAUGUGGAAAAAAUGAACCCUCUACUUUUUCAAAUGUCAGGAAAUAAAACUGAAAGAAAAUGGUAAAAUUUAAGAGGAAAUUUAAGGGGAAAUGUACCAUGUUUAGAGUAUACAGA